UCUAGGUGGAGAAUUGAACGAAAAGGCUGCACGUGUUUCCGCUAACCGAAGAAGCACGGACGAAGAAGCCCUGACGCAAAUUCUCGGUGCCGAAGCUGGUGCCGAUACUGUUGCGAAUGCUGGUGCUGCAUUAGAUUGGAAUGAGGAAGCGACUGAAUCAGUUGUACGGGAUGUCGUUCGAGAGGACGACGAACGGAAGCCGCCAGUUGCUACGAAGGAAGCUGAACAAGAUUUUCAAGAAACAGAACAAGCGAGAAACGUUUCGGCAACUGAGGAUGAACCUUUUUCAGAGGACUAUGGAGCUGGAGAGAGUUUCAUCAGGAUUCACAGCGGCUCUGGUGCACAAGGAGAAGAUGCUGAUGUUGAUAGCUCAACGCAACUUCCAGAGGCUAAGAAGGACUCAGUUGCGCCUACGGCUCAAACAGAACCACAAGAACGACAACCGCAGCUGCUGGUUAAUGCAUUACAAUCCGAGGAAAUUACCCCUGCCUUCCCAGACUCUGCCCAGCUAGCACAAGCCGAGGAGCACGACGCUUACGAAGCCGCAUUGUUAGAAGAAGAGCAUAUGGCAAUAGCCGAAUUAGAAGAAGCGGUGGAAGGCGAAGUUUCGAGGUUGCAAGAGCAAGCUACUCGAGCAUGGGUCAGUGCGAGUACCUACAAGCGAAAGCUGGAGCAUCUGGAACAGGGAAAGCCGCUCCCAGAGGAGCUCGCUCAAGCUCGUGAGGAUUUGAGAGCGACACAGGACGCCCUAGCUGAGGCUGGGGAAAGAGCGUCGGAGGCGGAGAUGGAGAUUAAGGCUAGAUUUAAUGUAUCUCUCCGUUUUCAGGACCAUCGCUUUCUGUUGUUCUUUUUUUCGCGUAGAAAUCAAAAUGGGGCUACUCCAAGUUUUAUUGUGACUUAUGCAACGGCUACAACACAGCACUACCUCUAAGCGCAAGAAGAAACUUGCAGAGACGGUCCGACAGCUGCGUGAGGAACGAGAGUCGAUCCAGGACGCGCUGCAAGCAGCUAGGAAGAUAAGCCAUAAGGCUGGCGAGCGCUUGACCAAAAUCUUCGACAAAAGAGGAACAAG
Molecule: messenger RNA, 1072 nt
Organism: Amoebophrya sp. A25
Lineage: Eukaryota; Dinophyceae; Syndiniales; Amoebophryaceae
Source: the annotation of a GenBank genome assembly